This is a messenger RNA of Drosophila virilis, 3052 nucleotides long. RefSeq names its product E3 ubiquitin-protein ligase RNF10. NCBI's taxonomy places the organism in Eukaryota, Metazoa, Arthropoda, Insecta, Diptera, Drosophilidae. Gene Ontology annotation, biological process: positive regulation of transcription by RNA polymerase II. Gene Ontology annotation, molecular function: transcription cis-regulatory region binding; metal ion binding. The record is from RefSeq and is a predicted model, not a curated record.
CUGUUUUUCAUAGGUCAGCACGGAUGCUGAUUUUUCCAACCGAGGAUUUUUUGGUUUUUAUAUCAAAAUUAGUUGCUUUCACGACACAAAAUAUAUUUCUCAACAAUUUGUAAUCAUUUUAAGUCUGUGCGCGCACAUUUGACAAGUGAAAUUAGAGCCACAAAUUCGACAUUUUACGCAGUGCAAAAACGCAGUCGUCACACCUUUGGACAUCACACCAAUACCAACAACAAAUACAUUAAUAAAAGAGAACGGCAAAAAAGCGAACGUAAAGUAAAGCAAAAGGCAAAAAGUCUUUUACAGAAAAGAGAAAAAAGAACAGCACACAAGUACUGAAUCUAGUACUUUUCACCGCUUCGAUUUUCGAUUUAUACCGAAAACCACACGCAUAACCUUUUGGAAAUAUUACGCAAGUAUUAUUUCUGGGUAUAUUUGUUAAUAAUCAUGGCUCAGUAAAGAUGAAUCCUCAACGAAAAAUAAUCGCGCAACGCACUCCGUGUGGAGACAAACGUCAACGCGAGACGCAGUUUGCUGUCAAUUGGCAGCAACAAACGGCCAACGCACAAUCCCCUCCCAUCUUUUUCAACCUUUCCACCAACGAGCUUUGCGGCCUAAGCGCAGCCAAAAAUAACAACUACAAUGGAAAACAACAACAAGAAGCAACAACAACGUGCAAACAAAUCAUCUGCUGAAGCUCAACGCAAAUCUAGUGACUUGUAUGUUAACAACAAAACACGCAAUUCUCGACGUCGCGAACAGCUUCCCACACCACGCAACGAGCAGCCACAGCGCAGCAACAAGCAACAGCAGCAGCAGCAGCAACAACAGCAGCCGGCAAAACUACGUCCUAAUGUGGACAAGCGUCCACGUGCCCGCGGUGGUGGCGGCGGCGGCAGCGGCAGUGGCAGUUCCGGUUAUGGCCAAGAGUCUGGCCACGGCGAUGGCCUUGCAUGCGCCAGUACGGAUAACACUCAUGGCGGCGCCGGAUUAGCAGCAGCGGGAGAAGGCUACAUGCGUAGCGUUCUUGACUAUGAACUAAACUCUGUGUAUGCGCACGGCAGCAAGAAGCAGAAUCUGAACCAUCUGCUGAACUUUCAUUGUGUGCCGCGCGAGACGUCAUCCUCAUCGGACUGGCAUGCGACUGGACAUGGUGGUACCCUGUCGACACGCCGUCAGCCACGUUACAACAAGGAGCAGUUCUUGCAGGCCAACUUUCAGUUUGUUAUACGCAGCAGCGCCAAAGCCCAAGUAAAUGGCUCGCCGGACACACUGAUCGAUUGGAAUCUAAUCGAACAGAUCAAUAUACACACCACCGAGGAGCCGCAGUGUCCCAUUUGCCUCUAUCCGCCGGUGGCUGCCAAGCUUACUCGCUGCGGCCACGCCUACUGCUGGCCCUGUCUGUUGCACUAUCUCUCGCUGAGCGACAAGUCCUGGCGCAAGUGUCCCAUCUGCUAUGAUGCCAUCCAUGCUGCAGAUUUGAAGAGCUGCACCAUCGAGCAGCAGCACGCCAUGAAUGUGGCUGAUACCAUCAGCUUUCAAUUGAUGCGUCGUCGCAAGGGUUCCAUGUACAUUGAGCGCUAUGCAGGCGCAGCCGCCACUGCUCUAGAGCCGCACGAGCGUUUCCCGCUGUUGGGCGCCGCAGAUGAGGCUAAACGCUUCUCCAAGUUUUUGAUUGCCAAGCGGUCGGAUAUUGCGGCCAUUAUUGAACGUGAACGCCGUGAACUUUGGGCAGAGUCCGAUGUGUCCUGUCCAGAGGAUAUUUUCAUACAGCAGGCGCUGCUGACACUGAAUGAGCGCUGCGAGAAGCUGGGUUUGGAGCCGGAGGAACAACAGCUGCCACAGCAGCCCCAGCUGGUAGAAGAAGAGCAGCAACAAGCCAAGACUCCAGAUAUUGAUAUUGAGAAGCCCGACGAUGCCUCCGUUUCAUCUUUAGGCGAGGCGAGCAACAGCAGCAGCUCCACAAUCCACAACAGCAGCAACAACAACAAAUAUUAUUAUUUCUAUCAGUCGAAUGAUGGGCAGAACAUCUACUUGCAUCCAUUGAACGUGAAAAUGCUGCAGGCAUGCUACGGCACCUUGGAUUUGGCACCCGUGCUGAUUAAGGCGCAGAUAAUACAGAAGGAGCAUCACUCCAUGGACGAGGAGCAUCGUCGCAAAUUUACGUGCUUGGGCCAUUUGCCUCUGACCUGCCAGUUUGCAGUUGUCGAGGUGGAGCUCCAGCCACCAAUUAUUUCAGGCAGCAUACUCAAGUUAUUCAAGGAUGAUCUACUUCAUCGCCAGAAGGAGCGUCAGCGUCGUGAGCGCGAGGAACGCAAACGUGAACAGCACAUCAAUGAGAUAAACGAUCGCCAGAUGGGCAAACUUAUUGCCAGUGCAGCCAAUUUGAAUCUUAACUCUACCCACGAGUUUCCCACUUGCGGCUUUGAGGAGGAUUUGCCGGCACCUCGAGGCGCCAUGCCCAUUACAAUUGCUCAGGUAAGCGGCCCGCGUUACUCCAGCGUGGCUGCAAGUCCCAAACAGGAGCUGUGGCCCACCAUUGGCAGCUCCUCCCCCGGUAACUCCUCGGGCUUGCGUCAUAGUUCAUCGGAGUUCCACAUGGGUGCCUGGGGUCUCGCUGCGCCACCGCCACCACCAGUAAACCGAGCAGCCGCUGCUGUUGCCAGUCGUUCCACACUGGAUGAGGAGCAUGAAUUGCGUGCCGUUGGACCCUGGGCGUUGGGCGAGUUACUUGUCGGCGCCUUGGGUCAGCAGAAGCAGCAGCAGCAGCGUGCGGCCAAAUCGAAUGUUGCUCCAGUGGAUGCUGUUGUUAGUAAGAAGCAGAAGAAGGCCAAGGGCAAGAAAAUGGUGCCCCUGUUCGCUGUGGGCAUGAACAGAGCUCCGUAAAUCAAUCCCAGAUGACAUUGAUUCCUGGCAUUAUUAUCCAAUUAACACAAUCUAAUACAUUGUAGUAAGAAAUUUUUGUUAGUGCGCGCCAAAGUCGCGGGAUUAUUUCAACGUUAUUACAAAUAACUUUUUCUGAACCAUAAAACCUUUAUAAUUUAAUUAAACCAUA